Rotaria sp. Silwood1 is the source of this 2816-nucleotide messenger RNA. The record is from the annotation of a GenBank genome assembly. NCBI's taxonomy places the organism in Eukaryota, Metazoa, Rotifera, Eurotatoria, Philodinida, Philodinidae.
GAAGACUGACACUCACCCGCACGCACAUCCACAGCCAGACCCUGAGUUCGCCUUGACAAAAAAAACCUAGUGUAUUUUUAGUUGUAUCUUGGUAAUAACUUGAACAAUUUGCUUUGUCAACAUUGAUAAAAAUUUGGAAAAAUCAUUCCAAACCAUUUUCUUCAGAUACGUAUUUUUAAAAAUUCCGAUAUCAGAUUCAUGGAUUUUUCUAAUGUUACUUCAUUAUUGACAACAGCUUUCUUGCAUAAAUUUUGGUACAUACGUAUAUUGAUCAUCAAUAUGAAGUAUUAUUAAUUGACCCUUUAAUUGCAGUGUUAAAGGCAUUGUUAAUGCUUUAUAAUUAGGAAACACUUGAAUUUCAACUAAAAGAAAGAAAAGCAAAACAUCCUCAUCUUCUACAGAAUAAAAAAGAAAAUACAUAAACUUCUAUGGUAUCAUUUACGUUUUAUAAGCUGAAUAAUAACUUGAAGAAAAGGUUUCCUCCUCAAUAAAUCGAAGUAUUAUUGAUAAAUUGCUUAAAACAUAAAGUCUAUCAGAUUUUAAAUAAUUAAAUGGCAAAAUAAUAACUUAUAUAUGAUAUUGACUAUUCAAUUACAUCAUUUAGCUAAGAUUUUAGAAGAAAUGAAUCUUUAUUUUAUUAAUCAACAACAUCAGAAGACUACUUAAGUUUACUUCCUAUACUUCAUGUAUCAGAACGAAAUUCAUAUCAAACAGGGCACAAAACGAUAGAUCUUUAUCUAUUUUUAUUUGUUUCCUAAACAAACUACAAAUAGUAAAACGAAACGAACACAUUUUUUUCAUCAUACAUAUCAAAUAAGAUGACCCAGUGAUACUAUUACCUAAUCAGAUAUUGUCAUAGAACAUAGAUAAUCCAAUGAUCGAACUACUAAAGAACGAUUGAUAUUUAGUUUUCGUGUAAAAUUUACGAUUAGAUUAUAUUUAUGUUAAAUAUUACGUUUUUUUUUCAAACGAAUUUUUUUCAACUAUGUUGAAAAAGCUGUUAGCGUAAUUCGUGCUGAAUUAAAAUGUGAAACAGAAUAUGGCUACGCAUUGUUUUCACCCUCGUUUUGAUUAAUCUUCGACAAAUGAAAUAAGGUCGAAAAUUUCUAAUCUUUAUACUUUAUUACUCCUUUAAGAUGGUGUUUCACAAAAGUUUUGUUUAUCUGAUUGUUUCAGUUAAAACUGUGAAAAAAUUUUAAUGCGAGAAACCAUAUUUUAUCUUUUUUUUAAAAAGAGUAUUCAGGAAUAUUAUCAUUUAAAAGUGAAUCUUUUUUUUUUAAAUUGAUCAUUAGCAAAUAUAAAAAAGGCAUAAGUUAAAACAAAUCUAUUUUAGUUGAUUUUUAAUUGAAGAUAAACAUAUUGAUUUAACGUCGAAAAAAAGUAAUAUUGACUCUUUAUGUUGUUAUUUGUUAUCAAAGUAUGCGUCAAUGAUUAUAUUUAAACAAGGAUUUGUCUUUUUGAAUCGUUGCUAUCAGUAAGACACAGCUUUUUUUGACAAACAAAAGAUUAUUUUACAUUUUUUAUUAAAAGAACAACUAUAUACAUAUAAGAAGAGAGCCAUAUAAAAUCUAAUCAGUCGAUAACGAUGCAUUGGCAUAUUAUAAAAUGGUUUCUAUCGAUAAUUAUAGUUUUAUUUAAAAUAUUUUUAAGUAAUAUCGAUGGUCAAAGUUAUAUUCCUUUAUAUACAUGGCCGAUUAUCAAUGCAAAUUGGUCAAAUUAUUCUGUUUUUUUCCGAUGGAGUAUAUUUCAUUUAAUGUGUUUUCUAUAUAUAAUAUAUAUUUAAAUGUUUUUAUAAAUGUUCCUAUUAAUUGGAAUUAAACUAAUUUAACAAAAUGUACAUAACCUAUUGAAAUAUUUGUUAAACGCUGUUUUCUGCUCAGAUAUGAAAAUAUUUCUCAUCAUUUAUGGAGAAUACCAGGUAGUUUUAAUAUCAUAUAUCAUAAUAAAUGUUUAAUUAAGUUAAUUUGAUAGGUGGUGGUGGCGCUCCAGUAUCAACUUUAGAAUUCGAAGCCGUCAGUGUUGUUAGUGCAUUAAAUGGUUCAAUAUCAAUAUAUGUUACAGAUAAACGUGGUGUUGGUAAAAGUAGUUUAUUAGAAUAUCCAACAUCAAUAGUUAAAAAUUUUACAGCUUGUUUAUCAUAUAUUAGGGAAUAUAAAUAUUGUUUAAAACAAAAUACAUUUACAGAUACUACAUUCGAUUUAGAAUCUAUUCUUAAAGUAAUUAUUGGAAAUAACCAUCAAUAUUUAAAUACUACUCAACGUGUAAUUUUAAUGGGAUCAAGUCAAGGAACUUAUCCAUUACAACGAUAUCUUCAUAUAACUGAAGAUAAUGAACAAGUUGAUGCUGUUAUAUUUGAUUUUGUAUUACCAACUGAUAUAACACGAUUAAUUCAUGGUGAUAAAUAUUUAAAUUAUAUUUUUUUAGAUUUAUUUACAUGUUGUUCACAAGAUGAACAAGGUUGUGCAAAAUAUUUUGAAGAUAAAAAUCCAAUGCGUGCACUUUAUACUUAUAAAAUGAAUGAAGAUUUUCAAACAAAUUCAUCUUGUCUUUAUUUAUUAAAUAUAACAACAGACGAUAUUGCUAAAAAAAUGUCAUAUAUAUUUUAUCAAAAUAUGAUGGAACUUUUUCCCGCAUUAAUCUAUCGAAUAAAUCGAUGUAAUUUUGAUGAUCAAAAUAUUUUAAAACAUUUUAUAAAUGUAACACAACCACCAGUUGAAGAUGGUGCACCAGGAUAUGCAUUAUUAGUUGAAUUCAAUAAUAAUUUUGCUGAAUUAUGGUCUCCUUUAAACCCUCAAGAAAAAAAAUCCAACAUGUGA